AUGUGGAUCGUGGUCAUGAUUGCCGGAGGUAGCGCGAACCCGUUCAAACAUUUGUGGCCCUUCAAGCGAGAGCUGACUGUCAAAACGAGCCUCGGCGAGGUUCGGGGUGCCCUGUUGCAAGUCCUGAACAAGACCAUUCGUGUCUUCUACGGCAUACCCUUCGCAACAGCCCCGAACCGCUUCGCGACGGCCGUGCCCCACUCACCCUGGCGGGGAGUCCGGGACGCACAAAACCCCCUGCCUAAUCGAUGCCCUCAACCGGCGCACACCCACUACUUCGACGUGCCCGUCAAUUCGUCGACUCAAGAGGACUGUCUAUUCAUCGAUAUCUACGCUCCCGACUCCGUACCCGACGCCCCCCGAAGGCCCGUCGUCUUGAUUCUUCACGGCGGCGCUUUCCAGACGGGAUCAAACAGAGACCCCCUUUACGACGGGAAAUUCCUGGCGGCCGUCGGAGAGGUGAUUGUCGCUGUUCCGAACUACCGAUUGAACGCGUUCGGCUUCUUCCAGACAUCCCUUGAUACGUCGCCGGGAAACCAGGGGCUCUGGGACCAGCACCUGGCGAUUAAGUGGGUUCACACGAACGCCCCCGUCUUCGGCGGAAGGCGAAGCCUGGUGACCCUCUUGGGUGUGGACAGUGGAGCCAUCAGCGCCGGACUGCACCUCUUGUCCCCGGUGAGCCGAGAGCUGUUCAGCAGGGUCAUCAUGCAAGGCGGCAGCCCUUUUUACAUGGGCGAGUUCGCCCCUUACGUCGAUGACGCCGAACUGGACACGUUUGCCAAGAGUGUCUGCUCCAAUAGGUCUCGAGAAGGCCCAGAGGACGAGAAGUACACGCUCGAAUGUCUCCGAAAUGCGUCCGUAUCCGAGCUGCUCGACAACCUCGACCCCUUCGACGGAGUCAACAAAAAAUCCUUCGGUCCGUACUAUGGAGAGAAGGGCGAAGGCCGUUUCACUCGUCAGCUCCAACACGCCAUACACAAUCGUCCCGCGAACGCCAUGAGAGGCAAAGACCUCCUGAUCGGGUAUACGUCCAACGAGGGCGAGUACUUUAUGAGGCUACUGUCUGUCGCCUGGUCCGUCUCGUCCGUGAACCGCUUUCCGAGGGCUUUGGUGAGAAUAUUUCUGGAGCGCCUUUGCCUCCAGUUCUACUCGAGACCCAAGCUGCUUCCGCUACUGGACUUCUAUUUCGGCCGCAAGAACGCCUCUUCCAACGUGGACUGCUUCCUCGAAGCGUGCCACUUCCUCGGCGACGUCUACGUCAAGUGUCCGGUCGGCAUGAUGGCCGACCACGUGUCGGCGAGCGGGGGACGCGUCUUCGUCUACGAGCUGGACCUGGAAACGGAGUCCGUGGCGCCGGCGGCAGGGUUCUCGCGGGGCGCCCCUCACUACGCCGAUGCCCUGCUUAGCCUCGGUCACGUGUACCACUGGAAUUCGACGACUCCGUCCACUGCUCUCAACCUGAGCGCCGAACUCAUGCGCCGUUGGGCGGCUUUUGCCAGCACCGGGUACGAAGCUUCCGCUCCUUUUCGCGGUUUCCGCUUGUCACCGUUUUGUAAAGAAAGAAAUCUCGGUGAAUAG
Messenger RNA from Ixodes scapularis (black-legged tick), 1578 nucleotides. RefSeq names its product acetylcholinesterase-like. Gene Ontology annotation, cellular component: plasma membrane. Gene Ontology annotation, biological process: acetylcholine catabolic process; choline metabolic process. The record is from RefSeq and is a predicted model, not a curated record. Lineage: Eukaryota; Metazoa; Arthropoda; Arachnida; Ixodida; Ixodidae. The transcript has a single exon. The coding region runs from base 1 to 1578 and encodes 525 amino acids. Gene Ontology annotation, molecular function: acetylcholinesterase activity.